This is a messenger RNA of Ilyonectria robusta, 1545 nucleotides long. RefSeq lists its product as uncharacterized. Bases 1 to 1545 code for a protein of 514 amino acids. NCBI's taxonomy places the organism in Eukaryota, Fungi, Ascomycota, Sordariomycetes, Hypocreales, Nectriaceae. The record is from RefSeq and is a predicted model, not a curated record. The transcript has 5 exons.
AUGCCACGAUACAAAUUCGUUGCAGUAGAAGGUGGGGGAAAAAAAUCAUCGAAAUUAACCAGGUCUAUCAGAAGUCAUGCAAUACGCGCAGGUCUCCAAAAAGCCGCACGCCCUUCGAGGCCGAAGGCAGCGGAGCAGUCCUUCCGCUGCACGAAAUACGGAGAGGAGCGUAUGCUACGCUUCGAGUUGCAUGGGGAGAUGAACACACAGCGGGAUGAAGCUCGGACUAGUAUCGUCUCCGCCGAGUUGACAACUCCAGAGCACAGAACUGCAAACGCCCCGUCGGUGCCAAAGACAUCUGCACAGACAUCCAAGCUAAUAGUGCUUCCACGCCAGACUUCGAUACAGCUGCCAGCAUAUCACAUAGAGUCUCUUUGUGCUGGCAGCGUCGAUCCGUUCAAUAGCCUCCCGAUAACCACGAAUCCAGAAGUUGAGUAUCUGGUCAGGUACUUCUUGGUAAAGUUCGACUCCAUCACAGUCGAUCGAAGGAGUUCGUGGUUUCCCUAUGCACUGCAGAGCGCGCCAAUGAUGCACAGCACUCUCGCGAUGACUGCAACAGUAUGGCGAAUGGAGUAUCCAUCUCUAGAUCAUUCGAUCCAGCUCGAGGGUAUACACCAAAAGGGAGAUGCGAUGCGAGAGAUCGGGGUCCGGCUAGCAUGUGCUAGUUCUGUCCGCAAGGACUACGAGAUAACUUUCUUGAUGUUCACCAUGUCCACUUUGGCAAUUGUGGAGGCCUACGACGGUGACUUCAAGGCUGCAGAGACGCAUCUGCGAGCUGUCCAUAAUAUUUUCAACUCACGAGGUGGCCCUGAAAGCUUCAAAGACGACUUCAUUUUGUGCAAGUCCAUCAAUUUGGCCGACAUACAGGUUGCCACUGCACUGGGCCAUCGGCCCAGAUUCUCGCUCUUUCACACAGAUCACGCUCAUGUUCCGACGUCAAUCCUAGAGCAGGCUCAACACAUGCCUUUGGAUCGUUCAAUAACCAACGACAGUUCGCACAAUCAUCAGCUGGUAUUCGCCCAGUUAAGGCAACUGCUCCUAGCACAGAAGUCAUCAAUGGUUUCACUUGCGGUCGUGCGAACACUGCUCAACGUUGCAGACGAUGCGAUUCUGCAGCACCUCUAUCAAGAUUGCAUCGAUGUAUCUGAUGCUGGUAGGCGAUCUCAUGCACUUGUCCUAGCUGCCCACAUCUUCGUGUACAUUACGUUGCGUCAAGUGCCAUCAAAAGCUCCACUGCUACGCCGGAUGUGCGCCAGACUACAAAGUACACUCGGAUUAGUUCCAUAUACGAGAGACACUUGGUCGGGGAAUACAGCGGCCUUGUUGUGGAUAGCUUUCGUCGGGCUGCUAGGGACGGGGGAAGGUGCCGAGACCAGUCCGGGAGAGCAAUGGUUUUUGAGUCUUUUUCAAUCCAUUCUGCAAGGAUAUCCCCAAGACUUCAUUCCGGGUAAUGGCAGCAUACAAAGGACAUUAUCUACCUUUCUAUGGGAUGAAUCUCAUUGUCAGCCGUUGCUAGCGGGGUUGGAGGAAUAUCUCGGGAGCUAA